Oncorhynchus keta (chum salmon) is the source of this 4401-nucleotide messenger RNA. RefSeq names its product glutamate receptor ionotropic, kainate 4-like. Gene Ontology annotation, cellular component: presynaptic membrane; plasma membrane; postsynaptic membrane. The record is from RefSeq and is a predicted model, not a curated record. Gene Ontology annotation, molecular function: kainate selective glutamate receptor activity; transmitter-gated monoatomic ion channel activity involved in regulation of postsynaptic membrane potential. The coding region runs from base 1031 to 3574 and encodes 847 amino acids. Lineage: Eukaryota; Metazoa; Chordata; Actinopteri; Salmoniformes; Salmonidae. Gene Ontology annotation, biological process: synaptic transmission, glutamatergic; monoatomic ion transport; modulation of chemical synaptic transmission. The transcript has 17 exons.
CGUGCACACCCGGGGAAAGCACUUUGUGGCUGGGGAGCUGGUCUGGGUCUACAGCCCCCUAAGGAAAAAAGGCAGAUGCCCCAAGUUGGACAGUCACUGGGUGGGACCCUGCAGUGUCCUGGAGAGGGUAGGGGAGGUUGUGUACCGGGUGCAGCUUCCUCCCAGGGGGAGAAAGGUGGCACUGCACCGGGACAGGUUAGCCCCAUACAGAGGGGCCUCUUCUCCCCAAACCCCAGGAACCCCCACAAUUCCCCUCUCUGGCAAUGACAUUCUCCAGGCACCCACCCUCAGGUGCCGCAGACAAGGCUCCAGACAGCCCACUCCCCUGUCUCCCCCUGUGUCACCGCGUGGUUCCCCAGAGCCACGGACUGUAUUACCCGUUCCCGCUUCCUUGUCACCCAUAUCCCUGCCUUCAUCCCCUGGGUCCCAGAGGGGCACUCUGCGACCAUCACGGCCACGCAGGCAAAGGAGACCUCCGGGUCGCUUCAGAGACUUUGUUUGUUCCCUCGGGGACGAGGGACUUUGUGGUGGGGGGGCUGUGUAGCGACCCGCACAGACAGCUGUGUGUUAUGUGUUAGGCUAGGAGGUGGUUGUGUUGUACUGACCAGUACCCGGUGUUCGCGGGGUCCGACCUGUCAAUCAACCUGCUAUCUGCCAAUCACGGGAAUGCCUGGAAUGUUCUGAUGCCGGGCAUCCUGGUGGUUGGCGGAGUGGCGUGGAGGGGGGUUGGGCAGGGGGGUGGAGCAUUGGAAGUUAAGACCAGGUUCAGCCUUUGUUCUCUCUCUCUUACGUCUGGGUUUCACAAGAGAAGGUCACGAUUGGCUUGUGGGUUAUCUGUCAUCUAUUUGGCGUGUGCUACGGCCCAAACAGUAGCCUGUGUAAAGUUGGUGUAAUAAACCGUCAAUUCGUAAACUCAAGCCUCUGUCUGGACAAUUGUUCAUUUAUGAUCUAGUCAGGUCAUUACAAUAUUUAUGUAGCAAGCUUAAAACACGGAACCUAACGUUAGAUAGCUAGCUGCUUAGAGGAUGUCAUGCCAAUGGAGGAGUGGGUGCCUUACGUGAGGGUGGCCCCUGAGGACCUCCUGAGGGCCCGUUUCCCGCGCUUCUCGCCCCUGGACCUGCGGCCCACCAAUGCACAUGUCAGCCUAGCCGUAGUGGACUUGCUCUCCUUCUUCAACAGCACCAGCGCCUGUCUACUCUGCGCCAGGGCUGACUGUUUGAUGAACCUGGAGCAGUUACUGCGUCAGUUCCUAAUCUCUAAGGAGACGCUGACUGUUCGUGUGCUGGAUGACAGUCAGGACCCCAUGCCUGUUCUAAAAGAGAUCCGCAACGACCAGACUGACACCAUCAUAGUGGACGCCAACGCCACUGUGUCCCACCUCAUCCUGGAACGGGCGUCAGAGUUGGGGAUGCUGUCCAUCUACUACACCUACAUCUUCACCACAAUGGAGUUCUCUCUGCUGCAGUUGGAUGACAUCCUGGUGAAGCGCUGGGUCAACAUCCUUGGCUUCUCUGUCCUCAACCACAGCCAUCCUUACUUCCCUGACCUCCUCCUCAGUCUCAACCGCUCCUGGCAGGAAAACUGUGACCAUGCCCCUUUCACUGGGGUCCCGCUCUCCCCAGCCCUGCUGUUUGAUGCCAUGCAUGUGGUGGUGUCCGCUGUGAGGGAGCUCAACCGCAGCCAGAGCGUGGGCGCCACACAGCUAACCUGUCAAUCACCCAAAAUCUGGGAGCACGGCACCAGCCUGAUGAACUACCUACGGAUGGUAGAAUUGGAAGGUCUAACUGGACACAUAGAGUUCAACAGCAAAGGCCACCGCUUCAACUACGCCCUGAGGGUCGUACAGAGCAGCUCAGAGGGGCUAAGGCAGGUUGGUGAGUGGCAUUCGGAGCACGGUCUGUCCAUGGAGAGCAAUAUCAACAUCCUCAUCAUGGCCGGCACCAUCUUCAACACCACCCUCACCAUCACCACCAUCUUGGAGAACCCCUACGUGAUGCUGAGGUCCGAACACCAGGCCCUGGAGGGCAACGAGCGCUACGAAGGAUUUUGUGUAGACAUGCUGCGAGAGCUGGCCGAGCUGCUGCACUUCAGCUACCGUCUGCGGCUGGUGGCGGACGGCGUGUACGGCGUGCCCAGUGCCAACGGCACCUGGACGGGCAUGGUGGGUGAGCUCAUCUCUAGGAAAGCUGACCUGGCUGUAGCGGGGCUCACCAUCACCUCAGAGAGAGAGAAGGUCAUUGACUUCUCCAAACCCUUCAUGACCCUGGGCAUCAGCAUCAUGUACACAGCACACAUGACACGUCGACCAGGCUACUGGUCCUUCCUAGACCCAUUCUCUCCAGGCGUAUGGCUCUUCAUGCUGCUGGCCUACCUGAUCGCCAGCUGUGUGCUCUUCCUGGUGGCCAGGCUAACGCCGUAUGAGUGGUGUAGUACUGAGCCAUGCUUGCGGGGGCGCUGUAAACUGGUGCUGAAUCAGUACACUCUGGGAAACAGUCUGUGGUUCCCUGUAGGGGGGUUCAUGCAGCAAGGCUCAGCCAUCACCCCCCAUGCCCUGUCCACACGCUGCCUCAGUGCUGUCUGGUGGUUCUUCACCCUGAUCAUAGUGUCCUCCUACACAGCCAACCUGGCUGCCUUCCUCACCGUUCACAGGAUGGAGGUGCCCAUCGAGUCUGUGGAUGACCUGGCAGACCAGACCACCAUAGAGUACGGCACCAUGCAGGGAGGGUCCACCAUGACCUUCUUCCAGAACUCUCAGUACCAGACCUACCAGCGCAUGUGGAACUUCAUGCAUGCCAAGCAAACCAGUGUGUUUGUGAAGAGCACGGAGGAAGGCAUCGACCGGGUGCUGAAGUCCAACUACGCCUACCUGUUGGAGAGCACCAUGAACGAGUACUACCGCCAGCGCAACUGUAACCUCACCCAGAUAGGAGGCGUGCUGGACACCAAAGGCUACGGCAUCGGCAUGCCACUGGGCUCAGUGUACCGGGACGAAAUCGACCUGGCCGUACUCAAACUCCAAGAGGACAACAGGCUGGAGAUCCUUAAGAGGAAGUGGUGGCAGGGAGACAAGUGUUCCAAAGAGGAUGACCGUCAAGCACAGGGGCUGGGCAUGGAGAAUAUAGGUGGAGUCUUUAUUGUCCUGUUGUCUGGUCUACUGCUGGCUGUGUUCAUGGCGGGGCUGGAGUUUGUCUGGGUGCAGCAACACUCUCCAAGGUCAGAGUUGUCCAUGUGUACAGAGAUGCUGAGGGCUCUCCAUGGGAUCCUGCUGUGUGAAGACAGUAUGGCACUGCAUGGUUUACGAGACCCAGGGAUAUUACUACAAACACACACUUCACUCCCAGAGGAGCAUGGCAGGACCAAGACAGCCACUUGCACCCUCAGUAACGGCAUGGACAACAGUUGCAGCGGUCCUAUGGAGUCACAGGCUCAUAGACUGGCACAGGAAGCCAUUUUGGGUCCACGGGGCUGCACUCACAUCCGCAUCUGCCCAGAGUGCAGGGGAUAUAAAGGACUGCGGGUGCAAACACUGCUACCCAGAAAACACUCACCAGACCUCAGAGAGGAGAAUGUUUAGUGCAGGGUUCCCCAACUGGUGAUUUUAUUUGGCCCUCCCAAGUUUGAGCAAAACUAAAUAUUAUUUAUUGUUGGACAUAAGACUGAAAACACACCUCCAAGUGAUUUUAAUGUUGGAAACCUGUUCCAAAGUGUAGAGGUGUGUGAUCAUAUACACAUUUAAAAGCAAGGUUUUAAAUUAUUUUAGUGAAAUAUUUGUUUGGGCUUUUUGCAGUUUACAAAUGUGUAAUUAUGUUCCGGCCCCCUGACCAUUGCUCAACAUAAAAUCUAGUUGAUGAUCCCUGAUUUAGGGGGGCGGUGGCACUGACAACUGAGGUGAAUGUUUGAACACGAGAUAGCAUCUAUUGUUUUCAAUGUAUUCUACUCACGUUCACACAUGCCGUUUCGUGAUUGUCUAGAUCGGGUUUUAUAGAGAGCCGAUUACACCUGCGCACUGACGGCAUCACAUCAUCCAGAAACAUUAUAGACAGUGGAUGAAUAUAAAAUGUAUCUUUGCCUGUGUGAGUGACAAAAAAAAAUGACUUGAAUAAUUUAAUGGAUGUUUUUUGUACAAUGAUGACUAAAGUUUUGUAAUUUUCACAUUUCACUUUACGCGGCCAUCUUUUUGGACUGGACUUCAGCUAAAAUGCAAUACCGAAAGUGUCCUGGGUUCAGUGGAAAGCGUGCUUCCAGACUGGAACCCUGGGGCCUUGGACAAGUGGCCCAGGGUCAGUGCACUUUAUUUCAUCAAUGUUCAGACAGGUUAAUAACCCCUGAACCCAAAGAUUGAGGAUGGCGCAACGCCAUCUAAUGAAAUAAAGUGCAAAGACCAACAAGUGGACCAGGGUC